AUGUUUGUUCAACCUGCCUUAACACAGCAUCGUGGCAUGCGAUUGCUACACUACACGACUCAGCGACUGACUUCACACUACCUGCCCAGUCCUUCUGACAAUGGCAAGUUUUUGAAAUGCGAAGUCUCCGUGCCCGGAUUCGAUACCACUAGGAUCCUAGCAAAGAUGAGAGUGUUGUAUGGCGCCAUGAUAUCAUGUGAUGACGUCAGUGCUCACGUGGGUGAACGAAACGUAAACAUCCGGUGUGACGUCAGGUGCAAUCCGCCAUAUACUUUGCUCUACUGGGUUCUCAACGGAAACGGAAGUGCCGUAGUGGAAGGGCAAGAAAACGAAGAUUAUAAAUCUAUUGUCAUGACCCAAUCGCCCGAUCUAGUGGAAGCCAUAUUGGUUGUGAAUCACGUGACACCUUUGACGUCAUCGCACUACGUCAUCAUCGUGACCAAUGACGUGGCCGUGAGAGCCAGGGAUGUCUUUCUUAGGAUAGAUGCCACUCCAAAUCUGAGUGCGGGAGCCGACUCGAUAGUGAGAAAAAGUCCCAAAACAGUACCGACAACUUACCGUAAACCGGAGCACAACUCCAAACGAAUGUCGUUCUAUUUUGUACGUAACCACGGAAACUCUGACGUCAUAGUCGCAGGAAGCACCAAAAACUCUAAAAUCAUCUCGAUGGUCUAUAUCAUUGUUACUCUACUGGUCGGCAGUCAGUAUGACGUCAUUGUUCAUCUUCUCGUCAACCAGUGGGGGACCUUUAACUCUAAUAACAACUACAUGUC
Molecule: messenger RNA, 773 nt
Organism: Helobdella robusta
Lineage: Eukaryota; Metazoa; Annelida; Clitellata; Rhynchobdellida; Glossiphoniidae
Exons: 6
Source: RefSeq, a predicted model, not a curated record